UCAUGGGGAGAAGCUGCGUUUCUUCUCACUUCUCUUGUGGAAGUUUCCUUUUCUUCUUCCGUUAUUGAGCGACUGCGUUAGCUGCAAUCACUUGUUGCCCCAAACUGAUUCUGUUCCGUUCAGUUUUCUUCGCUGGAAAUUUCUCAAGGCUCUGCUUGGAUCACGAUGGACCAAAGGAAUGGUGAAUAUGCUCCCAUCAGGGAUUCAGAAGAUGAACAGUCAGGAAAAUUUGACAAGCCCCUUCCUUGUUUUGGCUGUGGAUUUGGAUGGUUCUUCCUUCUGCUAGGAUUUGUGUGUCCACUUUUUUGGUAUUAUGCCACAAUUCUCUACUUCUGCAAUUACUAUCAAAAGGACCCAAGAGAACGAGCUGGACUAGCUGCAUCUGCAAUAGCUGCUCUAAUAUUUACAAUUGCUGCGCUGAUCGCAGUAGUUGUUUUUGUCGUCACAACAGUUUCAACUCACCUAUCUCUAAUCAAUUAGCAUUUAGUAAAUAAUCCCAUCUUCAUUAUUAGUCUCCUCUGGAAGGAAGGCAGGCUUCAUGCAUGGUGGAUCAAGCUCUCUGUGAUCGUUUCUGACUCCCAGGAAAGAUGGGUAACUAGCCUAGGUUUCACUAACUGAAAUAUACAGCUUACAUUGAUGUAACUCGGCUUUAAGCAUAGAAGAAUUUCAUUCUGAAACAGACUUUUACUACGUACAUAUGUAUUACGUCCUGAGAAUGGCUUAAACCAUCAAUGAAAUGAUUUGGAUGUGGGUUGAUAGUUUUUA
Molecule: messenger RNA, 765 nt
Organism: Neltuma alba
Lineage: Eukaryota; Viridiplantae; Streptophyta; Magnoliopsida; Fabales; Fabaceae
Product: 60S ribosomal protein L18a-like protein
Exons: 4
Coding region: 166-480 (104 amino acids)
Source: RefSeq, a predicted model, not a curated record